This is a messenger RNA of Angiostrongylus costaricensis, 1131 nucleotides long. The record is from the annotation of a GenBank genome assembly. Lineage: Eukaryota; Metazoa; Nematoda; Chromadorea; Rhabditida; Metastrongylidae.
AUGCGAACGAAGCAGAUGUACAACGAGAACGGCGAUCUGUCGUUUCCGUCCGAUUCGGCGCCAAAGAAGGAGUUGAAGCAGGGCGAAAUCGACAUCCGAGCUCUGCAACAGAAACGUCAUCUAGCCGAGAUCACCAGAACACGCAUCGAGGAGGACAUGAGGGAGAAUCACCCAUUCUUCGAUCGUCCUCUCUUUGUUAUCGGAAGAGCGUCCAGAUUGCGCGAAUUCUGCAAAAAGGUCGUCCACUCGAGAUACGAUUCGUGCGAUGACGGAUCUAACGGUAGCACUAAGACGAAGCGACGUUUCAAGGAGAUACGCACUCUCAUCGGAAUCAUGCCGUAUCUGGAUUGGGGAAUGGUAACGGUCACGAUCUUUUCCUGCAUCUCAAUGCUAUUCGAAAGCCCAUGGCCAACCACUGGAGAGAACCUUAUCGCCGACUAUGUAUUCGUGUUAACAAUGACCUUCGAGUUGUUGGUGAAAAUCGUCGCAAACGGCUUGUUUUUCACACCAAAAGCCGUUGUUAGUGACGUUGGCGGUGUCAUGACGAUGUUCAUAUACUUUACGAGCGUUACGUUUCUGAUGUGGAUGCCUCGUCACGUCGAGAUCAACUCGUUCGCUCAACUGCUGAUGAUAUUCCGUGCGAUGAGACCUCUAAGGGUUUACACGCUCGUCCCUCACAUCAGACGUGUUGUACUGGAGUUCUUUCGUGGAUUCAAAGAGAUCCUGCUGGUAACAAUUCUUAUGAUCGUUGUGAUGUUUAUCUUCGCAAGCUUCGGAGUACAAAUUGUUGGAGGAAAACUGGCUUCAUGCAAUGAUCCGACUAUCAAAUCGAGGGAAAACUGCACAGGUAUCUUUUGGCAGAAGAUUUUCGUCACUCGAUUAGAAGUGUACGGUAAGGAUGACGAAGAUAUGCAUCCGAAAAUACUGGUUCCUCGUGUUUGGACGAAUCCACGAAAUUUCAAUUUUGACCACGUGGGUAAUGCUAUGCUGGCCCUGUUCGAGACACUCUCUUACAAAGGAUGGAAUGUGAUUCGUGAUAUUCUCUGGAAUAGGCAAGGACCUGUGAGUUACUUUUUUGCUACGUCGAAACAAUUGACCAACGGAUUCCUAAGCACUUUUAAAGUUUAUUAG